This is a messenger RNA of Magallana angulata, 2130 nucleotides long. RefSeq names its product F-box/LRR-repeat protein 8-like. Gene Ontology annotation, molecular function: protein binding. The transcript has 2 exons. The record is from RefSeq and is a predicted model, not a curated record. The coding region runs from base 162 to 1358 and encodes 398 amino acids. NCBI's taxonomy places the organism in Eukaryota, Metazoa, Mollusca, Bivalvia, Ostreida, Ostreidae.
CACAAACUUCGCAUAGGAUGUGGUGAGUGGAUUAAUCUGAACGUCAAAGUGAAAAUGAAAGUACGACGCCGUUUUUCUAUCUUCUAAAAGUAGAGAGUGCUUGUAUACAACCUGACUGACAGUGACAGGUACUGAGUGUCCUACCAAAAGUAUAGAUAGUGAUGGCGGAUCCCGAGCCAGAAGGAGACGACCUAUCCUGGAACUCUCUGCCUGACCACAUCGUAGUGCAGAUCUUCUCCUAUCUGAGUCUCCAAGACAAGUUCCGUGCUUCAUUUGUGUGCAAAACUUGGAAUGAUUGCUUCCACUUUCCAGUUCUCUGGAGGGAUUUUGUCUUUAUUGUUGAAAACAAUGAUGAGAAAGAAGCCAUUCGUCAUCAGAAGUGCUUGGAGAUGCAUGGUGCCCAUUUGAAACAUGUUUUAAUGAAAGUAGAUCAGAGCGAACAAAUUUGCAGAACCAUUGCUCGUGAUAUUUUAAAUGGAAUUGCCAAUCUUACCAACAGGAAACUGUCUUCCAUUAAAAUUGACUUUACUGGUGAAAAUCCUCUCUUUUAUGCUGGUGCUGAGUUUGUGCAAUCAUUGAAGCUGUUAUUUGGACGCAACCCUGAAGCACUUGAAACACCUAUGCAUUCUCUAGUAAAUGUAGAUUUGAGUGGAAUGCCAGUUGCCUUUGAUGAUGAGAUGUUAAACCUUUUAUCACAGAACCAUCCAUUGUUGGAGAGUUUAAAUCUUCUUAAUAAAGUAUUGGUGUGCAAAGUGUCAGCUAACUGCAUUUUCCAACUGGUGAAGAAAUGCAGAAAAUUGAAAAAGCUCUUUGUGUUUCACAGUAGCAUGUCUGACAACACAUUAGUGGCUCUCGCCGAAGAUGAUAGAGCCCCUUUGGAGGAACUUGGCAUAUCUUGUAGGAGAGAAGAGAAGUAUGGCACUGAUUUGUCAUCGGAAGCAUGGCAGCAGCUGGUAACCAAGUUGCCAGAUCUAAAAGUGAUGCUGUCUUUUGAUCAUACCUGUCCCCUUCACAGAGUCUCCCAAAUAAUGAAACCAGAAAUCCCGGUCCAUGUCCUGAACCUACAGACCUUCACCAUGAUUUAUGAGGAGGUCACACAAGCCACGUCAUUUUAUAAGAACACACUGGAGGUGGUUGUCUUACAGACGAGGAAUUCUUCGGAGCUGGAGAGAGCGCUGGUCAAUCUGGCCAGGCGCUGCGCCCAGCUCCAUACACUCUGUGUAUACUGUGUGUUGAAGAAGGAUGUUGUGGAUGAAAUUCUGGCUCUGAGGCCCAAAAUGAAGGAAGAUAAGACUUACAUUUUGAAGUGGCAGGCUCAGGCAGAGCCAUGGGUUGUGGGGGUAGAGGAGGGGGAUUGAGAGAGAAUCUGCUUUUAGAUAGCCCCCCUCCCCCUCCUCCUCCAACCAAAAAAAACACUGCCUGCUUAUUUAUUGGUCAGUGUACUUAAAAAAUCAAAAACCAAAGAAUAAAAUGAGAAAUAAAAGAUAGUAAAUUAAUGAUGUAGGCUCCCUACACAAAAUGUGAAAACAGCUGUCAAAAUUAAUUUUUCAUGUUAGAUGUAUAUUUUAAGUAGUGCUGUUAAGGACUUUUAUAGAGAAAACAAAUAUUUGCACAAUUUAAUAAUAUUGCUGCUUAUUUAUUUAGAUUGGUGUAGUCAUAUAUAUUGUUUGUUUUGCCCUCUCAAUAAUCUAAAAAGGUUGUAGAAAUGUUGAUAGCAGCUAGGUUUUGUCUGCUUUAUAUUCGGAGUUGCAUUUUAUUUAUACAUGUUGUACAUUUUAUAGUCAUGAUUUUUAAAAUCGUAUUUGAAAUAGGUCUUCAAAACAUGUUGUGUUAUUUUUAAUGGUGCAAUAUAGGAAUGUUUUGUAUUUUAAUUAUUUUCAAAUGAUAUUUAUUUUUAAAAUAUAUUUUGUCUUUUCCUUCUUUUUUGACAAUAAAUACUGGAUAAAGUGCAAUUCACAGAUAACCAUAAUUUCAUUUUGUAAAAAAGUUAUUUGACUUUGAGUGCCAGUUCAUGCAUUUCUGGAAGUGCCAACAUAAGAUUCAAUGAAAUGUCAUACAGAUGUUUAAAGAACUAUAUUGUGUUAUUUAUUGUAUUAUAAAACAUAUUUUAAAUCAAAGUACCGAAGAACU